Messenger RNA from Mesocricetus auratus (golden hamster), 942 nucleotides. Its product is annotated as olfactory receptor 9A4-like. Gene Ontology annotation, cellular component: membrane. The coding region runs from base 1 to 942 and encodes 313 amino acids. The record is from RefSeq and is a predicted model, not a curated record. Lineage: Eukaryota; Metazoa; Chordata; Mammalia; Rodentia; Cricetidae. The transcript has a single exon. Gene Ontology annotation, biological process: G protein-coupled receptor signaling pathway. Gene Ontology annotation, molecular function: G protein-coupled receptor activity; olfactory receptor activity.
AUGGUCAAUCUCUCCAGUGCCACCGAAUUCUGCCUUCUAGGCUUCCCUGGAUCCCAGGAACUACACCACAUUCUUUUUGCCAUAUUCUUUUUCUUCUACUCAGUGACACUGGUGGGAAACAUGAUCAUCAUCGGGAUUGUCUGCGUUGAUAGACGUCUACAGUCCCCCAUGUAUUUCUUCCUCGCCCACCUUUCUCUUCUGGAAAUCCUGGUAACAACUACAAUUGUUCCCAUGAUGCUUUGGGGACUGUUGCUUCCUGGAACCCAGACAAUAUCUCUGGCUGUAUGUGUUGCCCAACUUUUCCUUUACCUUUCUUUAGGGACCACCGAGUUUGCAGUGCUUGGAGCGAUGGCUGUGGACCGUUACGUGGCGGUCUGCAACCCUUUGAGGUACAGUGCCAUCAUGAACAGCCGCACUUGCAUCUGGGUGGUGGUUGUGUCCUGGGUGUUUGGCUUCCUUUCUGAAAUCUGGCCGGUCUAUGCCACGUUCCAGUUUACUUUCUGCAAAUCAAAUCUGUUAGAUCACUUUUACUGUGACCGAGGUCAGUUGCUCAAGCUGUCUUGUAAUGACACUCUUCUCACAGAGUUCGUUCUUUUCUUAAUGGCUGUCUUCAUUAUUAUUGGAUCCCUGAUCCCCACCAUUGUCUCCUACACCUAUAUCAUCUCCACCAUCCUCAAGAUUCCCUCAGCUUCUGGCCGGAAGAAAGCCUUCUCCACCUGUGCCUCCCACUUCACUUUUGUUGUGAUUGGCUAUGGCAGCUGCUUUUUCCUGUACGUGAAACCCAAGCAAACACAGGCAGCCAAGUACAACAGGGUGGCUUCAUUACUGGUUUCCGUGGUAACCCCUUUCCUGAACCCCUUCAUCUUCACUCUUCGGAAUGAUAAAGUCAAAGAGGCCCUCAGAGAUGGAGUAAAGCGUUGCUAUCUGCUCUUCAGAGGUUAG